This is a messenger RNA of Ramularia collo-cygni, 606 nucleotides long. Its product is annotated as probable POS9-activating factor FAP7. The transcript has a single exon. The record is from RefSeq and is a predicted model, not a curated record. Gene Ontology annotation, molecular function: ATP hydrolysis activity; ATP binding; AMP kinase activity. Bases 1 to 606 code for a protein of 201 amino acids. Gene Ontology annotation, cellular component: cytoplasm; nucleus. Lineage: Eukaryota; Fungi; Ascomycota; Dothideomycetes; Mycosphaerellales; Mycosphaerellaceae.
AUGGCCAGUAUGCUUCGCACCGAUCCCAACAUAAUCAUCACCGGCACGCCCGGUGUAGGCAAAACCACCCACUGUGAGGAGCUCGCGCGCAAAACCGGCUUACACCACCUCUCCAUCAACGAUGUCGUCAAGAAGCAUAACAUUGGGGAGACAUCCACGGAUCCAGAUGAUCCUAGUGUCAAGAUCGUAGACGAAGAUCGCCUUCUGGACUGCAUCGAGAACGAUCUUGAGGAGGGCGGACAGAUUAUCGACUGGCAUGCCUGUGAUCUGUUCCCACCGUCGUUGAUCGACCUGGUCUGCGUGGUACGGUGUGACAACAAGCUCCUAUAYGACCGACUGAAGGCCCGGAACUAUGGAGAGAAGAAGCUGGAGGAGAAUAUGGAUUGUGAGAUCAUGGAGGUACUGCUGCAAGAAGCGCGGGACGCCUACGAGGAGGAGAUUGUAGUUGAACUAAAGAGCGAGAGCACCGAAGACAUUGACGCGAACGUGGAGCGAAUUGAGACUUGGGUGAAGAACUGGAAGAAGGAUCACGGCAAAGAUGAGGUCAAGGCACAGGGUGGAGAGGAGAAGAAGGAUGAGGACGACCCCAUGUUCUUGCACGGUUGA